Medioppia subpectinata is the source of this 653-nucleotide messenger RNA. Lineage: Eukaryota; Metazoa; Arthropoda; Arachnida; Sarcoptiformes; Oppiidae. The record is from the annotation of a GenBank genome assembly.
CUCGUGGCUCAACAGUGGUGUCAACAACAAUGCCUCCCAACGAUAGAUUUAACGUAGUGUUUAUUAUAUUGUUAUUUCAUGGCAUCGGCACACUUUUACCCUGGAAUAUGCUCAUCAAUGCUGAUAGUUAUUUCGUUGAUUACAAACUGAAUGUCACAAACUCUACGCCAAGUCUUGAUAACUAUAAGACAAACUUUCUCUCAUAUCUGGGAAUCGCAUCAAAAGCGCCAAACAUUUUGCUACAGAUUAUCAAUUUGUUUGCCAACACCGGAUAUGGCUCACUAUCCAUACGCAUAUCAGUCACACUUAUUGUACAAUCGCUGGUAUUUGUCUUUACAAUAAUACUGGCAGUGAUUGACAGCACCGGAUGGCCGGACAUAUUUUUCUGGGUCACAAUGCUUUCGGCCGCAGUCAUCAACGUUGCCAACGGUGUAUACCAGGGCUGCGUAUACGGGGCGGCGGCCAAACUGCCCAUGGGCUACCCCAACGCCGUCACAAUAGGCAUGAAUAUGAGCGGCACAAUAGCCUCGCUGUUUAUGAUUAUAUCGAUUGCGGUCUCGCCGUCGGCCAAAGUGGCCGCCAUUAUAUUCUUCGCCUGCGCUGUUGUGAUGCUCACCAUAUGUUUGGUUUCUGAGUUUUAUCUCAAAAACAAU